AUGUGUACAGUCUGUAACAGGUGGUUCUGCAAUGGCAAAGGAAGUACAUCAGGAUCGCAUUUGAUCACUCAUUUAGUCCGGUCGCAACACAAAGAGGUAUGUCUUCACCGCGAAUCACCGCUUGGAGAGACCCAAUUGGAGUGCUAUCAGUGUGCAUCGCGCAAUGUGUUCAUGCUUGGAUUCAUUCCGGCAAAAGCUGAUUCAUUAGUGGUAAUUCUCUGUCGACAUCCAUGCGCUCAGAUCGCCUCCCAGAAAGAUCCUAACUGGCAAGGAGAAGAAUGGAAGCCUUUGAUCAAUGAAAGACAGCUUCUUUCGUGGAUAGUGAAUAUACCAUCAGAGCAAGCUCAGCUCAGAGCCCGACAUAUCACUGCUGCUCAAGCCAGCCGUCUUGAAGAUCUUUGGAAAGAACAUCCUAAAGCAACAGUGGAAGACCUAGAUCGCCCGGGUGUUGAUACUGAACCAGAGAGUGUGCUGUUAAGAUACGAAGAUGCGUUCCACUAUCGGCGUAUUUUUGCUCCGCUAGUCCGCGAAGAGGCCGAGUUUGAUCGAAAGACAAAAGAGUCUCAAACGCAGAGUGUUGGUCAUGUCCGUUGGGAUCAAGGAUUGAACAAAAAACACCUCGCAUUCUUUCAUUUGCCUAAGUUCAUGGAAGGAAGCAUGAAAUUGAUGAUCGGUGACGAGCUACGACUCAAGCAUAAUCAAACGAUCGAGAGGGAAUGGCAAUGUUUGGGACAGGUUUUCAAGAUUCCUGAUAAUCAUAGCGACGAGAUUGGAAUAGAAAUGCGUGCUGCUGCCUCGGAGAAAAUGCCCACUGAUCCGCGCAUCAAUUUCACUUGUGAGGCGUUGAAUACACUAGAAAAAGAUCCUCACUGCGUUUCUCAGUACAUUUUCCAUAAGCUCAUGGGGCACGAUAUUGACGAGAUUCUUUUCAAAGUAAGUGGUUUUUGGCUACUCUGCGUUUCAAGUGUUUGUGUUGUGGCCAUCUUCAAUCAGGCAUUAAUGGCUUUGGAACAGAGAUAA
Messenger RNA from Cooperia oncophora, 1020 nucleotides. Lineage: Eukaryota; Metazoa; Nematoda; Chromadorea; Rhabditida; Trichostrongylidae. The record is from the annotation of a GenBank genome assembly.